GGCCAUCUCUCACUUUCCCUUCCACUUCUUCCAUCUACUUUGACCUCACUUCUCAAUUCUCCCUACACUUCACUCUCCUUCUCCUUCUCCUUCUCUUUCUUCUUCCCCCUUUCCCUUCUUCUUUCAUUCUUCUCACGCUUCUUAUUUAUCCUUCUAAUCCUUUCCCGUCUCCUUUCCGUCUUCUCCGCCCCUAUCUUCCCGGUCUCUUUGCGCGGCGUUUAUUAGGUGGAUGAGGUCCCCUGGCGACCUUGGUAAAUAAACAUGGCUCCUUUACCUAUCAAGUUUACGGAGCUCGUUAAUUUGACAAAUGUUGAAAUCGCGCCGGCUUCAAUCGGUUUCAACUCCUGUACUUUAGAGUCGGAUCACUUCGUGUGCGUUCGGCAAAAAUUGAGCGAGGAUGACAAGCCCCAAGUUAUCAUCAUCAACCUGAAGAACAACAAUGAAGUCAUCAAGCGGCCGAUCAACGCGGACAGUGCUAUCAUGCACUGGACCAAGAACAUCAUCGCCCUCAAGGCUCAGGGCCGUACCGUCCAGAUCUUCGACCUGACCGCCAAGCAGAAGCUCAAGUCCGCCGUCAUGAACGAGGACAUUGUCUACUGGAAGUGGUUCAGCGAACGUUGCCUGGGUCUGGUCACCGAGACCUCCGUCUACCACUGGGAUGUCUUCGACCCCACCCAAUCCCAGCCCCUCAAGGUCUUUGAUCGACUGCCUAACCUGAGUGGCUGCCAAAUUAUCAACUACCGCGUGAAUGAUGAUGAGAAGUGGAUGGUCGUGGUCGGUAUCAGCUCCCAGCAGGGCCGUGUGGUCGGGUCCAUGCAGCUCUACUCCAAGGAGCGCGGCAUCUCCCAGUUCAUCGAGGGUCACGCCGCCGCCUUCGCCUCCAUCCGUGUCGAGGGCUCGCCCCUGGAGCACAAGCUCUUCACCUUCGCCGUCCGCACCCCGACCGGCGCCAAGUUGCAGAUCGCCGAGAUCGACCACCAGGAGCCCAACCCUCGCUUCCAGAAGAAGGCCGUCGAGGUCUACUUCCCCCAGGAGGCCGUCAACGACUUCCCCGUCGCCAUGCAGGUCUCCCGCCGCUAUGACGUGGUCUACCUCGUCACCAAGUACGGGUUCAUCCACCUCUACGACCUCGAGACUGGCACCUGCAUCUUCAUGAACCGCAUCUCCAGCGAAACCAUCUUCACCACCGCCCCCGACUCCGACUCCGCCGGCCUGGUGGGCGUCAACCGCAAGGGUCAGGUCCUCUCGGUCAGCGUCGACGAGUCCACCAUCGUCCAGUACCUGAUGGAGAACCCCGCCAUGUCCGGCCUGGCCGUCAAGCUGGCCUCCAAGGCCGGCCUGCCCGGCGCCGACCACCUGUACCAGCAGCAGUUCGACAACCUGAUCGCCCAGGGCAACUUCGGUGAGGCCGCCAAGAUCGCCGCCAACUCGCCCCGCGGCUUCCUCCGCACCCCCGAGACCAUCAACCGCUUCAAGAACGCCCCGCAGACCGGUCAGAUGUCCGUCAUCCUGCAGUACUUCGGCAUGCUGCUCGACAAGGGCACGCUGAACCGCUACGAGAGCGUUGAGCUCGUCCGCCCCGUCCUGCAGCAGAACCGCAAGCACUUGCUGGAGAAGUGGAUGAACGAGAACAAGCUCGAGGGCUCCGAGGAGCUGGGUGAUAUUGUCCGCCCCUACGACAUGGCCCUGGCCCUCAAGAUCUACCUGCAGGCCAACGUGCCCCACAAGGUCAUCGCCGGUUUCGCCGAGACCGGCCAGUUCGACCAGAUUCUCGCCUACUCCAAGCAGGUCGGCUACCAGCCCGACUACACCCAGCUGCUGCAGCACAUCGUGCGCGUCAACCCCGAGAAGGGCGCCGAGUUCGCCUCCCAGCUGGCCAACGAGGAGUCCGGUGCCCUGAUCGACCUGGACCGCGUCGUCGACGUCUUCCUGUCCCAGAACAUGAUCCAGCAGGCCACCUCCUUCCUGCUUGACGCCCUCAAGGACAACAAGCCCGAGCACGGCCACCUGCAGACCCGUCUGCUGGAGAUGAACCUCGUCAACGCGCCCCAGGUCGCCGACGCCAUCCUCGGCAACGAGAUCUUCACCCACUACGACCGCCCCCGCAUCGCCCAGCUGUGCGAGAACGCCGGCCUCAUCCAGCGCGCGCUCGAGAACACCGACGACCCCGCCGUCAUCAAGCGCAACAUCGUGCGCACCGACAAGCUGAGCACCGAGUGGCUGAUGUCCUACGUCGGCCGCCUCUCCGUGGAGCAGACCCUCGAGUGCAUGGACACCAUGCUGCAGGCCAACAUCCGCCAGAACCUGCAGGCCGUCGUCCAGCUCUGCACCAAGUUCUCCGACCUCCUGGGCCCCACCCGUCUCAUCGCCCUGCUCGAGAAGUACCGCACCGCUGAGGGCCUGUACUACUACCUCGGCAGCAUCGUCAACCUGAGCGAGGACCCCGAGGUGCACUUCAAGUACAUCGAGGCUGCCACCGCCAUGGGCCAGAUCCCCGAGGUCGAGCGCAUCUGCCGCGAGAGCAACUACUACAACCCCGAGAAGGUCAAGAACUUCCUCAAGGAGGCCCGCCUGACCGAGCAGCUGCCGCUCAUCAUCGUCUGCGACCGCUUCAACCUCAUCCACGACCUCGUCCUCUACCUCUACCAGAACCAGCAGUACAAGUCCAUUGAGGUCUACGUGCAGCGCGUCAACCCGUCCCGGACUCCGGCCGUCGUCGGCGGUCUGCUGGACGUGGACUGCGAUGAGGCCAUCAUCCGCAACCUGCUGAGCACCGUUGACCCCGCCGUCAUCCCCAUCGACGAGCUCGUCAGCCAGGUCGAGUCGCGCAACCGCCUGAAGCUGCUCCUGCCCUUCCUCGAGGCCACGCUCGCCACCGGCAACCAGCAGCAGGCGGUCUACAAUGCCCUGGCCAAGAUCUACAUCGACAGCAACAACAACCCGGAGAAGUUCCUCAAGGAGAACGAGCUGUACGACACGCUGACCGUCGGCAAGUACUGCGAGAAGCGCGACCCCAACCUCGCCUACAUCGCCUACCGCAAGGGCCAGAACGACCUGGAGCUCAUCGGCAUCACCAACGAGAACGCCAUGUACCGCGCCCAGGCUCGCUACCUGGUCGAGCGUGCCGACCCCGAGAUCUGGUCCUUCGUGCUGAGCGAGAACAACCAGCACCGCCGGUCGCUGGUCGACCAGGUCAUCGCCACCGCCGUGCCCGAGUCCACCGAGCCCGACAAGGUCUCCGUCGCCGUCAAGUCCUUCCUCGAGGCGGACCUGCCCGGCGAACUGAUCGAGCUGCUGGAGAAGAUCAUCCUGGAGCCCUCGCCGUUCAGCGACAACGGCAGCCUGCAGAACCUGCUGAUGCUGACCGCCGCCAAGGCCGACAAGGGCCGCCUGAUGGACUACAUCCACCAGCUCAACGAGUUCAGCCCCGACGAGAUCGCCGAGAUGUGUAUCUCCGUCGGCCUGUACGAGGAGGCCUUCGAGGUCUACAAGAAGGUCAACAACCCGCUGGCCGCCGUCAACGUCCUGGUGGAGAACGUCGUCAGCAUCGACCGCGCCCAGGAGUUCGCCGAGCGCGUUGAGCUGCCCGAGGUGUGGAGCAAGGUCGCCAAGGCCCAGCUGGACGGCCUCCGCGUGUCGGAUGCGAUCGAGUCGUACAUCCGCGCCGGUGACCCGUCCAACUACCCCGAGGUGAUCGAGACGGCGACCCACGCCGGCAAGGACGAGGACCUCGUCAAGUACCUCCGCAUGGCCCGCAAGACCCUGCGGGAGCCGGCCGUCGACACCGGCCUGGCGUUCUGCUACGCGCGUCUGGACCAGCUGGCGGAGCUGGAGGACUUCCUGCGGGCGAGCAACGUGGCGGACGUCGAGGCGUCGGGUGACCGUGCCUACGCCGAGGGCUACCACCAGGCGGCCAAGAUCUUCUUCACGAGCAUCUCGAACUGGGCCAAGCUGGCGACGACGCUGGUGCACCUGGAGGACUACCAGGCGGCGGUGGAGUGCGCGCGCAAGGCCAACAGCGUCAAGGUGUGGCGCGAGGUCAACGAGGCGUGCGUGGCCAAGAAGGAGUUCCGUCUGGCGCAGAUCUGCGGUCUGAACCUGAUCGUGCACGCGGAGGAGCUGCAGGACCUGGUGCGGCAGUACGAGCGGAACGGGUACUUCGACGAGCUGAUCGGGGUGCUCGAGGCCGGCCUGGGGCUGGAGCGGGCGCACAUGGGCAUGUUCACGGAGCUGGGCAUCGCGCUGUCGAAGUACCACCCGGAGCGGGUGAUGGAGCACCUGAAGCUGUUCUGGUCGCGGAUCAACAUCCCCAAGAUGAUCCGGGCGUGCGAGGAGGCGGCGCUGUGGCCGGAGCUGGUGUUCCUGUACUGCCACUACGACGAGUGGGACAACGCGGCGCUGGCGAUGAUGGAGCGGGCGGCGGACGCGUGGGAGCACCACUCGUUCCGGGACAUCGUGGUCAAGGUGGCGAACCUGGAGAUCUACUACCGGGCGCUGAACUUCUACCUGCAGGAGCAGCCGCUGCUGCUGACGGACCUGCUGCAGGCGCUCACGGCGCGGAUCGACGUGAACCGGGUGGUGCGGAUCUUCCAGACGUCGGACAACAUCCCGCUGAUCAAGCCGUUCCUGCUGAGCGUGCAGGGGCAGAACAAGCGGGCGGUCAACGACGCGAUCAACGACCUGCUGAUCGAGGAGGAGGACUACCAGACGCUGCGGGACUCGGUGGACAACUACGACAACUUCGACGCGGUGGCGCUGGCGCAGCGGCUGGAGAAGCACGAUCUGAUCUUCUUCCGACAGAUCGCGGCCAGCAUCUACCGGAACAACAAGCGGUGGGAGAAAUCGAUCACGCUGUCCAAGCAGGACAAGCUUUACAAGGACGCGAUCGAGACGGCCGCUCUGUCUGGGAAGUCGGAGGUGGUGGAAGAAUUAUUGCGUUACUUUGUGGAUAUUGGCAGCCGGGAAUGCUACGUGGGUAUGCUGUACGCGUGCUACGAUCUGAUCCGAGCGGACGUGAUCCUGGAGAUGUCGUGGCGCCACGGGCUGCAGGACUUUACGAUGCCGUUCAUGAUCAACUUCCUGUGCGAGCAGACGCGGACGAUCGAGAUGCUGAAGCGGGACAACGAGGAGCGCAAGUCGCGGGAGGUGACGCAGCAGACGGAGGAGGACAACACGCCGAUCCUGGGCGGGUCUCGACUGAUGCUGACGCAGGGGUCGGGGCCCACCAAUGGGAUGACGCCGCAGGCGACUGGAUUCCGCGGGUUCUAAUCUUUCUUCUGUCGACCUUUCUAUCUCGCUUUAUCUCACCGGGGUUCAUGUGUGUAUGUAUAGCCGCCGUUCGACCUGCGAUGUGAUCCUGUGGACGGGGGAUUCUCCAUUUUCUUUCAUUUUUCAUUUUUCAUUUUUCAUUUUCCACUAUUUUCUCUCCCGACCGAUAUCGUGAUCUCCUUCAUUUUUUUUUAUUUCCUUAUUUGUGGUUUAUUCUGUUUUGUAUUCGAUCCGAAUUUUCAUCCCAAAAGACGCAGCGGUGGAGGCACUGCCGUAAUGAAUGACAUCGUAUUUCUGACCUUUACUGGGGCGUAAUGGAUCAUCCAGAUUAGACUAUAGACUAUAGAGUAUAGACUU
Messenger RNA from Aspergillus candidus, 5625 nucleotides. Its product is annotated as clathrin heavy chain. The transcript has 6 exons. Gene Ontology annotation, cellular component: clathrin complex; actin cortical patch; clathrin coat of coated pit. Gene Ontology annotation, molecular function: structural molecule activity; clathrin light chain binding. Lineage: Eukaryota; Fungi; Ascomycota; Eurotiomycetes; Eurotiales; Aspergillaceae. The record is from RefSeq and is a predicted model, not a curated record. The coding region runs from base 262 to 5268 and encodes 1668 amino acids. Gene Ontology annotation, biological process: receptor-mediated endocytosis; Golgi to endosome transport; intracellular protein transport.